Molecule: messenger RNA, 1160 nt
Organism: Rhizophagus irregularis DAOM 181602=DAOM 197198
Lineage: Eukaryota; Fungi; Glomeromycota; Glomeromycetes; Glomerales; Glomeraceae
Biological process (GO): protein folding in endoplasmic reticulum
Cellular component (GO): EMC complex; membrane
Source: RefSeq, a predicted model, not a curated record
AUUACUUUCAAUUAUUAUACUUCAAAGCUUUUUAUUUUGACAUUAUUUUUGACACGAUGGCACAGCCGUUAGCAAGUAUAGCUGAGAGUCAGGCGUUAUACUUAGAUCCGGAAAUUCGGGAUUGGGUAUUAAUACCAAUUAUGGUAGUUAUGGUGUUAGUAGGAAUAUUUAGAGACCAAGUUACAGUACUAAUAGGAGGGGGUACGGGUAAAAAACCAGGAUUAAAAGCAAUUAGAGAAACAAAAGCAUUAACAAGAGGAGUUACUUUAAGAAAUUAUGGAAAUCACAUACAAAAUAAUUCAUUUUUCAUAAGGAAAACUUUUCUCUCCGAAGCAUAUAAAAGAGGAGAUUAUUUAAAAAAUCCUGCUGCAGCAAAUCAUGCAGUUAAUCCUAUGACUGAUCCUGCCGGUAUGGAAAUGAUGAUGGAAGGAAUGAAAAAAAAUUUUGCCAUGAUUAUUCCACAAACUAUUAUUAUGGGUUGGAUUAAUUUCUUUUUUUCUGGGUUUGUUUUAAUAAAGUUGCCAUUUCCACUUACACUACGAUUUAAAUCAAUGUUACAACGUGGUGUUGAAACUCCUGAUAUGGAUGUAACUUGGGUUUCUUCAUUAUCUUGGUAUUUCUUAAAUUUAUUUGGUUUAAGAAGUAUUUUUACUUUACUAUUGGGUGAAGAUAAUGCUGCUGAUGGUAUGCGUGAUAUGGCUGCGAUGUCUCAAAUGGGUGCAUCUCCAACUGGUCAGCCUCAAGAUUUCCAUAAACUUUUUUUAGCCGAGAGUGAAAAUCUUGAAUUAACAACUCAUAAUUGGGAAUUGGAUGAUAUUGAAAAUAGAUUAUUGAUUAAAUUUGGCAAAAGAAGCCCCACUAUUAAUGAUGAUGAUGAUACAAUUGAAAUGGAAGAUAUUUCUUCUGAUUUUUCUGAUGUUAAAGGAAAAAGCAAAAGAAAGGGUAUUAAUAAAAAGAAAUAACUUUAAUAAUCUUUUUAAUCUUUUUAUAAUAAAAUUUAAAAAAUCUACCAAUUGUAAUCUCAAAAACCUUUACUUGAUUUUAGCUUUCAUAUAAUAAUAAACAGACUUUUAUUUCAAAUAUAUUAUGAACUUUCUUAACAUCAAACUGACCAAAGGGUUGUCUCUGUUCAGUUCUUUGCAAAUCCUAAUAAAUAUUCA